GCUGCAGCUGCUCCGCGCCCCUCCCGCCCCGCUCCGCGCCGCCGCCGCCGCCGCUCUCAGCCUCUCCCCGCACGGCUCCCUGCACAACGGCUCCCACUGGUCGCUCUCCUUCGACAUGUCCUCGCUGUCCAGCAGCCAGGAGGUCAGUCUGGCCCAGCUCCGUGUCCGUCUGUCCGGCCUCUCCCGCGCCCACAACGCCUCCCUGGACAUCUACCACAGCCAGCGCCGCCGGUGCCGCCCGGACGGGGCUUGCCCCCACCAGCUCUUCCUGGGCACCGUGGUUGGCACCCCCUCUGCCAGCCAGGCCUCCUGGAAAGUCUUUGAGGUCACCGACCUGCUGCGGGGCUGGCUGCACCAGGCCGUGCCCGCCGGGCAGCAGGGCCGCUGGGAUGCGAACGGCUCCGCCGCUCCCGCCGCACCGGGAGACACCGACGGCGGCGGGGACGCGGCGGACAGCGUGCUGCUGCUCGUCUUCUCCAAGGACAAGUCUCCGGGCGAGCACAGCCUCAUCAGGACGGCCGAGAGCUCCAAGUACAUCAUGCGGGAGAGCGGCUGGAGGGGCGCGGGGCCGCGGCGGCAGCGCAGGACCAGGACGGACAGACAGCGCAUCAAAGGCGGCGCCCCGCGGGAGCAGGGCCGGCAGCAGGGCCGGCCGCUGUGCCGCAGGGUGGACAUGGUGGUGGAUUUCGAGCAGACGGGCUGGGGCAGCUGGAUCGUGUACCCCAAGAGGUACAACGCGUAUCGCUGCGAGGGGCUGUGCCCCUCGCCCGUGGACGAGACAUUCAAGCCCACCAACCACGCCUACAUCCAGAGCCUGCUGCAGCUCUACAAGCCCAACCUGGUGCCGUGCCCCGCCUGCUCGCCGGUGAAGAUGAGCCCCCUCUCCAUGCUCUACUACGAGAGGGGCGAGGUCGUGGUCCGCCACCACGAGGACAUGAUCGUCGAGGAGUGUGGCUGCAACUGAGGCACGGCCAGGAAGGUGCACAGGAGCGCCUCGAUGCCCCGGGAGCGCUGCACGGAGCAGCAGGGUGACCCUGAGGCUGGCACAGGAGCCGGGGAGGAGAAGGUGCCCGGCAGCUCUGCGCAGCCACAGUGCCUGGCUGGAUCCGGGCUCUGCGUGGAAAAGCCACCAGGCACCUCCCUGAGGCUGCACCCAGUGUUUGCCAAGGGGCUGGAGGGUGCCCUGUGUGGGGCAGAGGCAGGGCUGGGCACGGCUCCCUGCCGUGGCACAGCUGCUUUGCCCAGCCGUGGGAAUCACCAGGGGCCAGAGGUUCUCAGGAGCCUGCAGCUCCAGGGUCUGGCCGUGCUGAGCAUACACACCACUGGGGUGUUCAAUUUCCCCGCGGGUUUUAAGUGUUUCUUCCGAUAAUUUUAUUAUAUUUCUAUUAAAACUGUCACAUUUCUAUGACAACUCAGACAAGUGGAUGUAUUUGCCAGUGUCCAGAGCCCCAGCUGGCAGAUCCAGCUGGGCAGAUGUUACAAACAAAUAAGCACAGCUCUGCUCGAGCCUUUUCCCCCUCAUUGGAAGGGCUGGUAGUGAAA
This is a messenger RNA of Melospiza georgiana, 1542 nucleotides long. It is a transcript of the gene NODAL, whose product is annotated as nodal growth differentiation factor. Gene Ontology annotation, cellular component: extracellular region. Gene Ontology annotation, molecular function: type I activin receptor binding; growth factor activity; cytokine activity. Gene Ontology annotation, biological process: BMP signaling pathway; SMAD protein signal transduction. The transcript has 3 exons. Bases 116 to 964 code for a protein of 282 amino acids. The record is from RefSeq and is a predicted model, not a curated record. Lineage: Eukaryota; Metazoa; Chordata; Aves; Passeriformes; Passerellidae.